Ichthyophthirius multifiliis is the source of this 593-nucleotide messenger RNA. RefSeq lists its product as hypothetical. The record is from RefSeq and is a predicted model, not a curated record. The annotation marks the transcript as partial. The transcript is spliced from 2 exons. Lineage: Eukaryota; Ciliophora; Oligohymenophorea; Hymenostomatida.
AGACUAAUCGAAAAUAAUUAAUUAGUAAUUAAGAUAUAAAUUAAAUAAUAUAAUAGCCAUAGAUAUAGCCAAAUCAAGGAAAAAUGAUAAACAUUCACAAGAAAAUUAUUAAAUAAUAAAAUCCAAAUAUCAACUAUUAACCUGGUUUGAAAAAUAGUUCUUAAAAGUAAACUGCUUAUAAUGAUUCUGAUGAAUAUUAAGAAGAUUUCGAUGAUUAUGAGGAAGAAAAACCAACUUAAGAAAUUUUGAAGCCUAAAUUGCCUUAAACAGUAAAAGGAGAAAUUGAUUGGUAAAAGCAAGAAAUGCUGAAAAGAAAGGAAGAAGAAGCAAAGAAAAAAAAAGAAGAGGAAGAAUAACAAGAAAAAUUUAGAUAAGAAGAAAUUUUAAGAUAAGAAAAACUUGAUAAAUAUAUGAGAGAUAAUCCUGAUAAAUAGCCUCCAAAAUAAAAAAAAAACUAAGUAAUCAAUGAAUAAAAGUAAAAAGUUAUUUCUAAUUUAAAGGAAGAAGAGGAAGAAUAUAAAGAAGCCGAAUAUGAAAAUUAUGUUAAUAAAAUUAAAGGAGGAUGUAUAAGAACUCUGCUGAUUAACAGGUGA